UACAUAAGUAUUUCGGACUCAAAAUGUAAGCAACAAAAGAUUUGUAUACGAUCUAAUAGAUUUAAAACAUUUAUUUUAAAUGAAUGAUUGUAUUAUGAAAUUGCAUUAUAGUGUGAAGAAAGUGCUAUAAAAAUAACUUUGAAUAACUCUUCACAUUUACUUAUUUUUAGUCAAACGGAUGUUCACAUUGUUGGCUAGUAUCAAUUACUAACUGAUCAUUCAUUAAGUCAUCAAAACGAAACCUGUUUAAAGCUAUAAAUAAAUCAAAAUGAUCAUGAAUUCAUGACUUUUCAUUGUAUAUAUGAGUGAAUUCACUUGAAUUUUGAAAAUACAAAAGGAUGGAAAACCGUUCUUGUUCGCUUCUGUCGCUUGUUCAAUAGUUAAAAAUCAUAUGAUUGUCGAAUAUUCGAAAAAACAAGAAUUAUUGUUAUUGCUCUGUUAUCAAUAAAACAAUUUCAAAACGGUUAUAGGAACAUUAGUUUGUUGAACUUUCAAAUAUAGUCUAGUUUAUAAAGAAAAUGGAUCUGAAAUUUGUUGAUUGUAUUGUUUUUAUUUGUCUAGAUAUUGAUGAAUGUAUUGAAAAUACAAAUAUUUGCCAAUAUAUAUGUGAAAACCAAAUAGGAUCUUAUCGAUGUUAUUGUCCAAUUGGAUUUAAGAUAAAUAACUUAGGACAAUGUCAAGAUAUUGAUGAAUGUCGUCAAUUUCAAAUUGAUUGUGGUCAAGAUCGAACAUGUUUUAAUACUCAUGGUGCUUAUGAAUGUAUAGAUAUUCCAUGUCUUGUUGGUUAUAUUCGUCAAAAUGAAAGCGAUUGUUUAUUAAAAUGUUAUCAGCGUUCAUCCUCAUGUCGUCCUCGUCAAGCUAUUUAUAUUCGUCAUAGAUUUAUUGCUGUUCCACGAUUAACACUAUCAAAUCGAACAUUAUUUAGUUUACCUAUAACUUAUCGAAAUAAAAGUUCAAUAACAAUAAUCGAUAAAAAUCAUAUGAAUAUCUCUUUUCCUUUUAUACUUGAUGGUAGUGAUCUAAAAACAAAUCGAACAUUAAUUGAACCAAAUGAAUAUGAGUUCGAAAUACAUUUAUAUAAUACUGAAUUAAAUGGUAAACAUGUAGCUCAUCAUCGUCGUCGCUUACAUACAAUAUUUGUAAUACGAAUUAAUAUUUCACCGUUUCAUUUUUGA
Molecule: messenger RNA, 1175 nt
Organism: Rotaria sp. Silwood1
Lineage: Eukaryota; Metazoa; Rotifera; Eurotatoria; Philodinida; Philodinidae
Source: the annotation of a GenBank genome assembly